CUUGCAAAAAAAACACAAAACAACAAGUCGUAUCGCCGACGUCCCUUCUGAUUCCUCUCUCUCCCUGCGGCUCUUGAGAUUCCUAGAGAGAAAGAGAUUGGUCUAAUAAUACGAAAAAUAGGAGGAUUACUCAAUCGUUUAGUUUCGUUUGUGAGAAGAGACUUGUUAUUGUGAUUUUUGACUAGUCCUCUUAACCAAAAAAAAAAAAGAAGAAAAGACUAUUGAAUAUCAUAUAUAUAGAGAGAGAGAGAAAUAAAAAGAAAAUAUGAAGAAGAAAACAUCAUCAGGAAGAGUGUCAUGGGCAUCAGAGAGUAGGCUUUGUCAGGUAAAGAUGUUUCUAACUGAAGAUUGUCCCGCUAAAGUUUCAUCUUCCAAUCUUCUUCCUCCUGGAUUUGAAGCUACUACUUUGUUUCCAUCCACGCGUAACAACAUUCCCCGUAUCAAAUGGAAACGCCCCCCUCAGUUUAUCAUCAGUGAUGCUUUGCUUGUCGGGAGUGGUGGUGACAGCACCGAAACUCUUUCUGAGAACUUGAGGAUUUCUAAAGUCUUGGAAGCUUUCUAUCCCCAUCGCUCUGUCAUCCCUACUCGUCCUUCCGUCUCAUCCUCUGUAUCAGAAGCACACUACGACGACAGCACUACUCCUAGUAUCCCUCUCGCUUUCAUUGAAGACGAACCUGAGCCUCCUUUACAAUCUUCUCAUCAUGAUUUCAAUUCUGUUUCUCUACUUGGACCACAGUUGAGUCUCGCUGCUUCUGCAGCUUUGUCUUCGUUAACCAAGGAACAGGGCUCUCAGGUCGAUGCUCAUUUACUUGUCAAGUUACUCAGUGACCCCAUUCUCGUCCGCAACUUGUUGAAUGGUAAUGGUAAACCACUUGAAACUGCUAAUCAUGUUACUACUCUAAACACUGACUUCGCCAAACCUACUACUCAUGCCAUGGACUCAAACCCACCUCCUCUACAUAAUGUACCUGUUUCGUCGGUUCAAUCCUGUGCUACAGAUCCCCCACUCCCCAAACCCACUCUGCCCAUGUCCACUACUCUGUCAAUGAAACCCUCCCUGGUUGUUCACACCUAUCCAUUGUCUUCUGGGAUCAAACCAUUGCCAAAACUCGAAGAUUCUUACACACCUGCUCCUUUGAAACCAAGCCCAGUUGAUAAUGCUCUAGUCUCGGAACAAAACACACAACCCCUUAACAUGUCGUCUACUUGGGAUAUGAACAGGGUACCAGAAUCAGCGCAAACUGAAACAGCUCCUCAAAUCAGUAAUGGUAAUACAAACCGGGAUGACUACUACAAGAGCCUCAUUAGGGAACAUGGGGUAGUCAGUCCGGCAACAAAUGAAAAUAACAAUUACAAAGGUAGAGUUGAUGAUAACAAGAAAGUCGUAAAGGUUAAGAAGAUUCAGAAACCGUGCAUGUUCUUUAACAGACCCAAAGGGUGUAGGAUGGGCGACAGUUGCAUGUAUCUUCACGAACGCUCUAAAAGGUCGUGGACUGAUGUUGCACCUCACUUUCCCAGAGCUAAGAGGCUCAAGUUUGGAUCUUAAAACAGCUACGGGUAUCACUCAAAACUUAACCCCAAUCAUGUCUGAAAUAUUGGUAAAUAGCUUCAUCCAAAUCAGUUCUGAUAAGUUUGUUUAACAAGAAGUUUCCCAAAGUUAGUCAUCCAUGUUCUUUUCUUUUUUUGGUUAA
Messenger RNA from Camelina sativa (false flax), 1691 nucleotides. RefSeq names its product zinc finger CCCH domain-containing protein 68-like. The record is from RefSeq and is a predicted model, not a curated record. NCBI's taxonomy places the organism in Eukaryota, Viridiplantae, Streptophyta, Magnoliopsida, Brassicales, Brassicaceae. Gene Ontology annotation, molecular function: metal ion binding.